Messenger RNA from Eucalyptus grandis, 1050 nucleotides. Its product is annotated as protein ROLLING AND ERECT LEAF 2-like. The record is from RefSeq and is a predicted model, not a curated record. Bases 180 to 863 code for a protein of 227 amino acids. The transcript has 3 exons. NCBI's taxonomy places the organism in Eukaryota, Viridiplantae, Streptophyta, Magnoliopsida, Myrtales, Myrtaceae.
AGUUUAGAAGGUCACUUUUGGCAUCUCUGUGAGUUGCAUUCUUUGAUUGCGUCCCUGUUCCCACUCAUGACGUCCGGCCUCAUGCCAUAGAAGGGGUUGAAGAAGAGAAAAAGGUGGUGGUUGUUGAAGAGAAUGUUGUGAGUGGAGGGGAGGCUAAGGAAGAUAGUGGUUCGGUUGAAAUGGUGAAGGCGGUGAGCGGUGGCGGCUGUUUGGGCGAGCACAAGGGCUUAACAGUGAUUGACAUGCCUGAGAAGGCUAGAGAGCUUUUGGAAGCAUUGAAGGACAUUGAAGACCAUUUCAUAAGGGCUUAUGAUUCUGGCAAGGAUGUCUCUAGGAUGUUGGAAGCUAACAGAGUGCAUCUGCAAUCUGGAUUAGAGGAAAUAAAAGAUGAGAUUGGGGUUUUCUGCUCUGAAAAUUCCACAAAACUUAUCCAGUCGUUAAGGUGGCACCAAUCAACUUCAUCUAAGCCUACCUCAUGCAAACGUCUGGUGGCCUCAAGUUCAAGGGGAUCAUCUACAUGGACUGCGUAUACAAAUGAAUUGUUUGAUGACUAUGGAGGGAUUGUUUUAGGAAGCCAUUCGCUCACCUUGGAAAGACUAUAUGCAUGGGAGAAGAAGCUCUAUGAAGAAGUUAAGGCUGGAGACAACAUAAGAAAAUUGCACGAGAGGAAGUGCACACAUCUGAGAAACCAAGGUGUCAGAGGAGAUGAUGGACCCAUGAUGGACAAAACCAGAGCUACCGUGAAAGAUUUAUAUGCAAGGAUCUUGGUUGCGAUUCACAGUGCCGAGUCAAUUUCUAAAAAGAUCGAGAAGCUUCGUGACGACGAACUGCAGCCUCAAAUUCUCGAGCUUUUAAAAGGGUAAGCAAACACCUAGGAAAAGCUCUGUGAAUUUCAUCAUUAUACAUCUGUUACAAGAAGGUACUUCAGUCUAUUUUCAGAACUUCAUGGUCUCGCUCCUUGAUUUGUCAUUCUGUUCCCAUUUCAAUGCAAACCAGAGGGAGAGGACAGAGGAGAGACAAUUUAGAAGUUGCUUUCUCUCUCAAUAUAUU